UAAUGGAAUUAUAACAUUUGAAGAAUGGAGAGAUUUUUUGCUACUUUACCCACAUGAGGCUACCAUUGAAAACAUAUAUCACCACUGGGAAAGAUUAUGCCUAGUUGAUAUUGGGGAGCAGGCUGUUAUUCCUGAGGGCAUCAGUAAACAUGUUCAAAGAACCCAAAUUUUUCAUUGCUGGGGGGAUAGCAGGAGCUGCAUCUCGCACUGCAACUGCUCCUCUUGAUCGCUUAAAGGUGGUUUUGCAAGUUCAGACAACACGUGCUAGUAUUGUGCCAGCUAUCAGAAAAAUAUUGAAGGAAGACGGGUUGCUAGGGUUCUUCAGAGGUAAUGGGUUAAAUGUUGUGAAAGUGGCACCUGAGAGUGCCAUCAAGUUUACACAUGAAAUGUUGAAAACUGUCAUUGCAAAUAGUAUGGGGGAAAACACAUGUGAUAUAGGUGGCACUGGGAGACUUCUGGCGGGUGGUUUGGCCGGUGCAGUUGCACAAGCUGUUAUAUACCCUUUGGAUCUCGUCAAAACUCGUUUACAGACUUAUCCAUGUGAAAGUGGUCAGGGUCCCAAGCUGGGGGCACUUACCAAGGAUAUCUGGGUUCAGGAGGGACCCCGGGCAUUUUACAAAGGUCUUGUUCCAUCUCUUCUUGGGAUGAUUCCAUAUGCUGGCAUCGAUCUAGCUGCAUAUGAGACAUUAAAAGACUUGUCAAAGACAUAUAUUCUUCAUGACAAUGAGCCUGGUCCUAUAGGGCAACCGGGUUGCGGACCAAUGUCAGGAGCUAUUGGGGCAACAAGUGUUUACCCAUUGCAAGUUAUCAGGACCAG
This is a messenger RNA of Carica papaya (papaya), 817 nucleotides long. Lineage: Eukaryota; Viridiplantae; Streptophyta; Magnoliopsida; Brassicales; Caricaceae. The record is from RefSeq and is a predicted model, not a curated record.